Myotis daubentonii (Daubenton's bat) is the source of this 2661-nucleotide messenger RNA. It is a transcript of the gene TNFSF11, whose product is annotated as TNF superfamily member 11. Gene Ontology annotation, cellular component: membrane. NCBI's taxonomy places the organism in Eukaryota, Metazoa, Chordata, Mammalia, Chiroptera, Vespertilionidae. Gene Ontology annotation, biological process: immune response. Gene Ontology annotation, molecular function: tumor necrosis factor receptor binding. The record is from RefSeq and is a predicted model, not a curated record.
AACAACCCACAGUCUCCUCCUCGGAGGGCCAUGGGGGAGGAGGCUUUUGAGUGAGAGUAAGAAAGAAGGGAGGCUGAAGGAAGGGGAGCCAGAGGUGGGAGUGGAAGAGGCAGCUUCGCCCAGGGCUGAUUGGCUCCCGAGGCCAGCCCUCUCGAAGCGGUUUAUAAGAGUUGGGGCGUCCGGGCGUCCAGCCCGCUCGCCCGCGCGCCCGGAGCAGCGCCCGGCUCUGAGCGCUCCCGGUCGAGGCCCGCCUGGCCCCGCGCCGGCUUUGGAGUUGGCCGCGGGCACUUGAGCGAGCGGAGAAGCAAGAAGGAGGGGAGCGCCCGAGAGAGCGGGCGGAGCGCCAUGCGCCGCGCCAGCCGAGACUACACCAAGUACCUGCGUGGCCCCGAGGAGAUGGGCAGCGGCGGCUCCAGUGCCCCGCACGAGGGCCCCCUGCACGCCCCGCCGCCGCCCGCGCCGCCCAUCCCGCACCAGCCCGCCGCCGCCUCCCGAUUCAUGUUCGUGGCCCUCCUGGGACUGGGGCUGGGCCAGGUCGUCUGCAGCGUCGCCCUGUUCCUCUACUUCCGAGCGCAGAUGGAUCCCAAUAGAAUGUCAGAAGAUGACACUCACUGCAUUAAUAGAAUUUUCAAACUCCAUGAAAACACAGAUUUGCAAGAUACAAGUCUGGAGAGUCAAGACACAAAAUUAAUACCUGAUUCGUGUAAGAGAAUUAAACAGGCCUUUCAAGCAGCUGUGGGAAAGGAAUUACAGCAUAUUGUUAGAUCUCAACACAUCAGAGCAGAAAAACCUAUGGUGGAAGGCUCAUGGUUAGAUCUGGCCAGGAGGAGCAAGCCUGAUACUCAACCUUAUGCUCAUCUCACUAUUAAUGCCACUGACAUCCCAUCAGGUUCCCACAAAGUGAGUCUGUCCUCCUGGUACCAUGACCGAGGUUGGGCCAAGAUCUCCAACAUGACUUUCAGCAAUGGAAAACUAAUAGUCAACCAAGAUGGCUUUUAUUACCUGUAUGCCAACAUUUGCUUCCGCCAUCAUGAAACUUCGGGGGACCUCGAUACGGAGUAUCUUCAGCUGAUGGUCUAUGUCACUAAAACCAGUAUCAAAAUCCCAAGUUCUCAUACCCUGAUGAAAGGAGGAAGCACCAAAUACUGGUCAGGGAAUUCUGAAUUCCAUUUUUACUCCAUAAAUGUUGGAGGAUUUUUUAAAUUACGGUCUGGGGAGGAAAUAAGCAUCGAAGUGUCCAACCCUUCACUACUGGAUCCAGAUCAAGAUGCCACGUACUUUGGGGCUUUUAAAGUUCGGGAUAUAGAUUGACCCCCAUUUUGUGGAGCAUAUUGUGUAUUUCCUGGGGUGUAUGGGAACUUACCUGUUAAACAAGCCAAGAAAGAUGUACAUAGGUGUGUGAGACUACUAAGAGGUAUGACCUACGUGGUAUAAGAAGACUCUAUCCAGCUUCUGACUCUGUAGAGAGCAUGUGUAUUUAUAGCCAAAGGAAGAUGUUAGACUCAAGGUGUGUUACAGUCUGAAGGCUUUCUUACACAAUGGUUUUAAAUUUUGUAAUGAAUUCCUGGAAUUAAACCAGAUUGGAGCAGUUAUGGUUGCCUUUAUGGAAAACUGCAAUUGGGCCACAGGAGGGGUUAAUUCUCUGGAUCUAGCCCUUUUUUAUGUGCCACUAUGCAGCUGAAGUAGAGAGGGUGUUAUCUAACUGCAAAGGGAUGAGCAUCUAAAGCAGCGGUUCUCAACCUGUGGGUCGCGACCCCUUUGGCGGUCGAACAACCCUUUCACAGGGGUCGCCUAAGACCAUCCUGCAUAUCAGAUAUUUGCAUUACAAUUCACAACAGUAGCAACAUUGCAGCUAUGAAGUAGCAAUGAAAAUAAUUUUAUGGUUGGGUUACAACAUGAGGAACUAUAUUUAAAGGGCCAGAAGGUUGAGAACCACUGAUAAAGGGUUACGUUCUUUUGAAUUGUUACAUCAUGCUGGAACCUGCAAACAAAUACUUUUUUCUAACAAGGAGAGAAAAUAUAUGUAUUUUUAUAUAAUAUCUAAAGUUAUAUUUCAGAUGUAAUGUUUUCUGUGCAAAGUAUUGUAAAUUAUAUUUGUGCUAUAGUAUUUGAUUCAAAAUAUUUAAAAAUGUCUUACUGUUGACAUAUUUAAUGUUUUAAAUGUACAGACAUAUUUAACUGGUGCACUUUGUAAAUCAGCUGGGGGAAAAUUGCAGCUAAGGGAAAAAUAUUGUUUGUUAAUAUCAACUGUAUUAUAUUUCUUCAUUCUUUUUAACUUAAUAGAUUUUUCAGACUUGUCAAGUCUGUGCAAAAAAAAUAAAUAAUAAAAUGGAUGCCUUGAAUAAUAAGCAGAAUGUUGGCCACCAGGUGCCUUUCAAAUUUAGAAGCUAAUUGACUUUAGAAAGCUGACAUCGCCAAAAAGGGUACAUAAUGGGAGACUGGAAUCUGUUGAGAGUAUUUAUAUAAUUAUUGAAUAGGUUUUUUUUUCUACAAGUGCUGCAAAUUGUAAAUUUUGUUUUUAUUUUAAAUGGAAAAUAGAUCAGUGGCUUAUCAGCAAAAGAAAACUUUUUUUAAUUGAGCGAGCAUUAUUUUAUACUGUACAAUAAAAACAUUGCCUUUGAAUGUUAAUUUUUUUGGUACAAAAAUAAAUUUAUAAGGAAA